AUGGAUGGCCGCGACUUCGCGCCGCCGCCGCAUCUGCUGUCGGAGCGCGGGAGCCUGGGCCACCGCAGCGCCGCGGCCGCCGCGCGCCUCGCCCCGGCCGGGCCCGCCGCGCAGCCCGCCGCGCACUUCCCGCCCGGAAAGUACUUCCCGUCGCCGCUGCCCAUGGCCUCGCACACAGCCAGCAGCCGCCUGAUGGGCACCUCCCCGGCCUCCUCGUUCAUGGGCAGCUUCCUCACCGGCAGCCUGGGCUCCGCGGCCUCCACGCACCCCAGCGGCCCCGCCCCCGCGCCCUCGGAGCAGGCCUACCGCGGCUCGCACCCCGCCCCCUCCCAGAUCUGGUUCUCCCACUCCCACGAAGCUCCAGGGUACCCCAGAUUUUCGGGGAGCCUGGCAUCCACCUUCCUACCCAUGAGCCACUUGGAUCACCAUGGAAACAGCAACGUUCUCUAUGGACAACACCGUUUCUAUGGAGCCCAGAAAGAUAACUUCUACCUGCGCAACCUGCCCCCGCAGCCCACACUGCUGCCCACCAACCACAACUUCCCCGCCGUGGCCCGCGCCGCCCCCGCCCACCCCCUCGGCUCCUGCAGCCGCGACCGGGGCGAGGCCACCGCCCUCCAGAAGGGCGCCAAGGAGUUCGACCGCUUCCUCCUGGGCAAGGAGCCGGGCAAGGAGAAGGCGGGCAAGGCGCCGGAGGCCAAGGAGCGGGGGGCCGAGGAGGACGGCGGCGCGGAGCGGCACCGGCUGGCGCUGCCCCUGCCGGCCGACGGCCCCUGCAGGGAGAGCGCCGCGCCCAGGGGCCCCUGCGAGGGCCGCCCCAAGCCCCUCGCCUCCUGCCUCCUCAACACCAAGGUGCUCAAUGGCGAGGGGGGCAAGGCCACGCUGGCCAGCUGUGCGGGCGGCGGGCCCGGCGGGGUGCUGGUGCGCCCCGGCCUGGCCUCCGGACGCUGCCCCAAGGAGGCGGCGGGGCCCGUGGAGCCGGGGCCGGCCUUCAGCGAGUGCCUGGAGCGGCGGCAGGCGCUGCACCACGCGGCCUACACGGUGCCCUCCGGCCUGCCCGCCGGGCCGCCCCCGCCCCUCAGCACGGCCGCCGGCUCCUUCCCCUGCCUGCAGCUGCACGCCGGCCCCGACGGGCUCUGCCCGCUGCAGGACCAAGUCCCCCGGGACCUGAAGGCCAGCGGGCCCACCUUCGUGCCUUCCGUGGGACACCCGGCCGACAAGAGCCGCGCCUUCCCUGCGGCCGAGGCCUGCGCGGUGGCGGGCGAGGGCAGAGACCGGCACCUGGACGGGGCCCUGGCGCCCGACCACGCUGCGCACUACGGGGUCUCCUAUGCCCACCUGAAGGCCGAGGCCAAGGUCGAGCGGCGGCCCGCGGGCUUCGAGGCGGCCCCGAACCCCCGGCGGAAGGGCCUGGAGUACCUCCGCGGCGCGGGCCCCGAGGCCCCCUUCCCCGGGCUCCCCGCGGGCGCGCUGGACAAAGGCAGCUACUUCGAGCUGGCCGCCCCCUCCCAGGACUGCGUGCGGCCGGCUCACCAGGACCCUGUGGGUGGGAAGGCCGCCCAGGCCUGCUGCACUUUGGACAAGACGGCCGGCAAGGAGGGCCCCCCCGCACCCCCCGCGGCCCAGAAGGUGGCCCGGGUCCGGCACCAGCAGCACCUGGCGGCCCCCGAGAUGGAGCUGGGGGGCAGCGGGGCCGAGGCCAAGCGCCAGUCCCUGGAGCUGGCACCUCUGGGCUACGGGGGGCCCCAGCUGUCCCCGUGGGGCGUCCAGUCGGGCCAGGGCGCCCCCAUGGCCAUCGGCGAGGAGCGCAAGGGCGGCGGCUACCUGGACCCCUUCGGGGGCCUCCAGCAGGCGGCCCUCCGGCCCCAGGACCUGCCCGCCCCGCCCGACGAGGUCUCGGCCAUGAAGAACCUGCUCAAGUACAGCAACCAGGCGCUGGUCGCCGGCCAGAAGCCGCCCUUUGUGGGCCUGGGCGGCCUCAAGGCCAGCUGCGCCCAGCAGGACGUGAAGUUCCCGGCCUCCAAGGGCCCGGGCCAGGCCGCCGGCGAGGUGGAGAGGCCCGACUGUGCCCGCAGCCGGGAGCACGAGGCCCCGCACGGCGACGGGGAGGUGCGGCAGCCCCCCGUGGGCAUCGCCGUGGCCUUGGCCCGGCAGAAGGACACGGGGAGCCGGCCGGAGACGGCCUACGGCGCCAACCCCGGGCGGCAGAGCCGGGCGGCUCCCGCCCUCAAAGCUGGUGGCGGGCCCCGCUCCGCCCACGCGCUGGACCUGGAGGCCGAGGAGGAGCGGCGCCUGUGCGAGGACCGCCUGGGGCUGGCCGGCCGCGAGCUGCUGCUGCAGGACAAGGACCUCAUGGAGUUCGGCCGGAUGCACCCGUCCAGCUGCCCCCGGGACCUGGCCCCUCACCUCAUGCUGGCCGGAGGCUCCUCCCUGCAGAGCAGCCAGCUGGGCGGGGACCCGGCCGCCCACCCCCACCCCGCCCACCCCCCGUGGCUGCCCCGCACCCGCAGCCCCUCCUUGUGGAUGGGGGGCCAUUCCUACGGCCUGGGGCACCCGGCCCUGCACCAGAACCUGCCCCCCGGCUUCCCCGCCUCAGUGCCCGGCUCCAUGCCCUCGGUCUUCCCCCUCCCCCAGGACACCCCCGCCCAGCUGGUCCUCCUGCCCUCGGAGCCCACACCCCACAGCGCCCCCCACGCGCUCGCGGACGUCAUGGACCAGGCCUCGCUGUGGCCCCCCAUGUACGGGGGCCGGGGCCCCGCCUCCCACAUGCAGCACCCGGGCCAGCUCCCCAUGUACUCUCGGUCCCAGUUCCUGCGGCAACAGGAGCUGUACGCCCUGCAGCACCCGCCUCAGCACCCGCCUCAGCACCAACAGCCCCCGCCGCCGCCCCAGCCCCCGCCGCGGGCCGCCCAGUUCCAGCGGAAGCCUGAGGACCACUCCCUGGAGCUGGAGGAGCCGGCCCCGGACAAGGCCCUGAAGUCCACCCACAAGCCAGUUGCCUUAACCCCCACGGCCAAGGGCGCCCCCUCGCCCGCCACCGCAGGCUCCGCCAAGCUGCCCCCCUGCUGCCACUCUCCCACCUUGAAGCCCCCCGCCAGCUGCCCCCCGCCGCUGCCACCCCCUGGCGCCCCCUGCACUUUAUCCGCCUGCCCUGGCGGCAGCCCCCGGCCUGGCUCCCGGCUGCCCAGCAUGGAGGACAGGAGUGGGGAGGGCCGGCAGGCAGGAACCAACCUCAGCACCUCGGAGCCAGACCUGCCUCCUGGACACACGUGCCCUGCAGCCAGCUCGGGCUUCUCCCUGCCCCGCCGCGUGCACUCAUCGGACCUCUCAGACCCCAAAACUAUGCAAAGCCCUGCCCCCCGGGCCCCGCCGGAGCCCUUGAGGAUGCCUGCGCCCGGGGAGCCGUCCUGCCGACGCCCCCAGAGCCCCGAGGAGCCUGGGCUGCCCUUGGGGGCCAGGGAGGACCCCCAGGACCUUGCUGCCGUCCCCCACCCUGCCGAGCGGGGCCCCCCAGGGAAGGCAGUGGACCCCAGCCCGCUGGAGGGGCUGCAGGAACUGCGAUGCGUGGCCCUCCUCCAGGGAGGGGGCCCCGAAGCCACUGGCCCGGCUAAUUCUCAGGGAGGGGCCCACGGGGAGGGGACUACAGGGGAGGGGAGCGAGGAGGGGGCGCCAGGGCCCUCACGGGGGGCUGGCCCCCCGGCUCCGGAGCGACAGGCGGGGAGCCCCCGAGCCCCGGACCAGGACGAGCGGGACGCAUGGCAGGCGCCCGGGGAGGCAGGCCCAGAGGAGGCCCUGUUUGAGGAGGACAGACUGGAGGAAGGAGAGGAAGAGGGGGACUGGGGGGCGACCCCCGACCACAGCCGCCUGCCCCGGGUGCUGCUGGGCCUGGACGCCCUGGUGGCAGCCACCAUCGAGCUCGGGGACUUGCCUGGCACAGGCCCUCAGCCCCCCGCGGCCCCCGCGCCCCCCAGCCCCGCCCCCCUGCCCCCCAGCUCAGGGAUCCCCGGCCUCGCCCUGCUCGGCGAGCUGGCCGACCUGGACCUCCAGCCUCCGCGGAGCGAGCCCGCCCUGCCAGAGGAGGAGGAGGCCGUGCUGACCUUCAACCUGCAGCGCCUGGCCACGCUGGCCUCCGCCUGGUCCCUGCUGGAGGCCGCCAGCCGGGGCAGCCCUCGCCCCUCAGCCCCGCCCCCUGCCACCAACCCCCGCGGGGUCCCCACGCUCACCCCCCGAAUGCAGAUCCUCCAGCGCAAGGACACCUGGACCCCUAAGACCAAGCCUGUGUGCCCCCUGAAGGCCGCCAUCGACCGGCUGGACACGCAGGAGGUGGAGCUGCGCGUGCAGCUGGCGGAGCUGCAGAGGCGGUACAAGGAGAAGCAGCGGGAGCUGGCCCGCCUGCAGCGCCGGCGCGACCACGAGAGGGACGAGAGCUCACGGAGCCCAGCGCGGCGAGGGCCCGGCCGACCGAGGAAGCGAAAAUACUCCAGCUUGCUGCCCGCCCUGCGUCCUGGGGGCCAGCUCCCCAGAGCCGACGUCAAGAAAGUCAAGGCGGUGCGGCCCAGCCUGAGCCUGCUGUGCGCCGAGCUUCGGGGCGACGAGGAGCCCGCAAAGAAGCGGAGCCGCCUGGAGAAGGGCGUCUACCUGGGCCUGCAGCCCGGCUCCGCGGACAAGGUCCGGUGCGCGAAGAGCCGCGGGCAGGGGGAGCUGGCGGCCACCGUGGCCCGCAAGGCGGCCCAGCUGAAGCCCAAGGUGAAGAGCAAGGGGCUGCCCGCGGGCCUCGGCCCGUUCCCCGGGGGGCGCGUCCGGAAGAAGCUGUCCCGGGCCCAGAGCACCAAGGCGUCCGCGGCGGCCAGACACCCCGCUCCGGGCGGCCCCGAGGGCGCCGGGGAGACGCCCAGGUUCCCGGCCCUGCCCGCAGGGGCCACGGAGCACGAGGCAGGCAAUGGCUCCGACAUUGAGAGCUGCGAGGGCUUCCUGGGGACAGAAGUGCCCCCCAAAGAGCCGGGGCCGGCCCUGCACGCGGGGGCCACCGUGGCGGUGCUGGGGCCCUCGCCCUCCUCCGUGGUGAAGAUGGAGGCCAACCAGAAGGCCAAGAAGAAGAAGGAGCGGCAGGGCUUGCUGGGGGCCUGCCGCCUGUCCAGCCCCGAGAGCGAGGUCAAGAUCAAGAGGCGGACGGCGAAGGCCGCGGUGGGCCCCGCGCUGGAGCGGGCGCCGGGCCGCAGGCCCCCGGGAGCCCCCGGCAAGAAGAAAGCCAGGGGCAAGGCCAGAGGCGGCCUGCGGGCCGAGCCCAGGGCCACGCCAAGCAGGGACGCCCUCUUCGGCCCCACCCGGGCCUUCCCCUGCCCGGAGGGCGGCCCGCUGGCCAGCGAGCGCCUCAAGAGGGCCACACGCAAGAGUACCAUGCUCCAGCCAGGGCUGCGGCGCAGGAACGGGGCCCUGCCCCUGGCCCUGUCGCCCCGCAACGCCAAGGCCGUCCUGGGGAAGGGCAGGAAGGCCGGCAGGAGGACCAGCAAGGCCGUCGGCAAACAGGGCAAGGGCCACGCGGUGAGCCGGCUGCUGCACAGCUUCUCCGUGGACGAGGACUUCGAGUUCGCCAACAGCAGCAGCUUCUCGGAGGACGAGGACGAGGACGAGGCCAGUGGGCCCCUGAGCGCCGAGCAGAGUGCAGCCCUGGCGCGCUCCUGCACCAUCCACAAGGAGGACCUGCAGGACGGGCUUCCCGUGCUCAUCCCCAAGGAGGACAGCCUGCUGUACGCCGGCAGCGUGCGGAGCCUGCAGCCGCCCGACAUCUACAGCAUCGUCAUCGAGGGCGAGAGAGGCAACCGGCAGAGGAUCUACUCGCUGGAGCAGCUGCUGCAGGAGGCGGUUCUCGAUGUCCGGCCGCAGUCCAGCCGGUUCCUCCCGCCCGGCACGAGGGUCUGCGCCUACUGGAGCCAGAAGUCACGCUGCUUGUACCCAGGCAACGUGGUCCGAGGCAACUCCAGCGCCGAGGAGGAGGAGGACCGGGACUCCGUGGUGGUGGAGUUUGACGACGGGGACACGGGCCACAUCGCCGUCUCCAACAUCAGGCUGCUGCCCCCGGACUUCAAGAUCCAGUGCACGGAGCCCUCGCCGGCCCUGCUGGUGUCCAGUAGCUGCCGCAGGACCAAGAAGGCGUCCUGUGAGGCCCCCCCGCCCAGCGAGCCCGCCGCCCCCAGCCUGUCCCCCAAGGCGCAUGAGGGCCCCGAAGCCUCGAAGGCCCCCGGGAGGAAAUCCGUCAGCAAAGACAGAGCUGGCAAAGCGGAGCUCCUCACCUCGGGUGCCAAGGCCCCCACCGGCCCCCCGGACCACUUCCUGGGCCGCCGGGCCAGCCCGCUGCUGAGCUGGUCCACGGUGGCGCAGACCAAGCGGAAGGCGGUGGCCACGGCCGGGGGCAAGGGCCCGGGGCUGCUGCAGAACCUCUUCCAGAUCAGCGGCGGCGCCAAGCGGCUGCGGGCCCGCGAGGCGCUGUUCCCGGUGCACAGCGUGGCCGCGCCCGUGUUCGGCAACGGCUUCCGCGCCGACUCCUUCAGCAGCCUGGCCAGCUCCUACGCGCCCUUUGUGGGCGGGGCCGGGCCGGGCCUGCCGGGGGGCGCCCACCGGCUGCUGCGGGCCAAGAGGGCCGAGCGGGGGGAGGCCGAGAAGGGCGGGCGGCGGCGGGCGGGCGGCGAGUUCCUGGUCAAGCUGGACCACGAGGGCGUGACCUCCCCCAAGAACAAGAACUGCAGAGCGGUGCUCGUGGGCGACAAGGACCUGGGCCCCAAGCUGGGGCGGCCCCUGCCCGGCGCCGGCUACGCGCACCCCGCCCUCGCGGGCAAGGACCGGAAGGGCCGGGCGCCCGUGCCCCCGCUGCCCAUGGGGCUGGCGCUGCGCAAGUUCGCGGGCCAGACCGAGUACCCGCUGCCCUGCGACAGCGACUGCCACAGCUCCUACUCGGACGAGGACGAGGACGGGCCCGGGCUGGCGCCCAGCGUGCCCUCCCGCUUCCUGGCCCGCCUGUCCGUGUCCUCCUCGUCCUCCGGCUCGUCCACCUCCUCCUCCUCCGGCUCCCUGUCCACCUCCAGCCUCUGCUCCUCCGACGACGAGGGCUCCUCCUUCAGCUCGGACGACGGGGACCCAGCCCUGCUGCUGCAGACCUGCCUCGCCCACCCGGCGCCCGCCCUCCUGGCCCAGCCCGAGGCCCUGCGCCCCAAGGCGGGCGGCCCGCACGCCCACGCCCAGCGCUGCUUCCUGUCCAGGGCCGCCGUGGCGGGGGGGGGCGCGGGGCCCAGCGGCGGCAAAUCCAAGCUCAAGCGCAAGGAGCCCCUGAGCUUCUCCAAAGCCAAAGAGGGAUCGCGGCGGCAGCGGCUGCCGUCCGUGGAAAACCGGCCAAAGAUCUCCGCCUUCCUGCCGGCCCGGCAGCUCUGGAAGUGGUCGGGGAGCCCCACGCAGCGCCGCGGCAUGAAGGGCAAGGCCCGGAAGCUGUUCUACAAGGCCAUCGUGCGCGGCAAGGAGACGCUGCGGGUGGGGGACUGCGCCGUGUUCCUGUCGGCCGGCCGCCCCAACCUGCCCUACAUCGGCCGCAUCGAGAGCCUGUGGGAGUCCUGGGGCAGCAACAUGGUGGUCAAGGUCAAGUGGUUCUACCACCCCGAGGAGACCAAGCUGGGCAAGCGGCACCGCGACGGGAAGAACGCGCUGUACCAGUCCUGCCACGAGGACGAGAACGACGUGCAGACCAUCUCCCACAAGUGCCAGGUCGUGGGGCGCGAGCAGUACGAGCAGAUGACGCGGAGCCGCAAGUGCCAGGACCGGCGGGACCUCUACUACCUGGCGGGCACCUACGACCCCGCCACGGGGCGCCUGGUGACGGCCGACGGCGUGCCCAUCCUGUGCUGAGCCUGCGCCCGCCGGGGUGCCGCGUUCGGAGCCGGGGGGACUCGGACAGACGCCGCCGGCCGCCCCGCCGAGCGGGAGGUGGGGCGAGUGAACAAAUAUGCAAACCAGCGAGGCAGGAUCCAGGCCUUUUGUUGCCCUGGAGAGAGUGCCGCCUCGGCACCCAGCCCCCCCCGCCCGCGGGCGCCGUGCCCGCCGGGACCCCGUGCCCGCCGGCCCGCCUGGCCCUCUGCCGCCCCCGCCCCUCCCCGCGGCUCACGAGAGAGUAGAAUCCAAGCCAUAUCUUCCCUAGUACCUCCGACUGUCCCACCAGGGAGAGAGAAUCAGGUGUCUGUCUAUUUAUUUCUCUGUACAUAGUGUGUUUCUGCGGGAAGUUUUAUGAAAAAACACGCGGGACAGGACUUGUUUUCCCGCGUGCGUGACGAGGAUGUGCGUAUGCGUGCGUGUGUGCGGGUCUGUUCUGGGGUUUUCUUUGAAAUGCACUGUCUCCUCAGCCUGGCUGCGUCCCGGCUGGGCGUCUGUGACCACGGGGGCGGGGGCCGGGCCGAGCUCGGGGGGGGCCGUGUCAAUGGAGGCCACACGCGAGUUUAUUUCACGUGACUCCAUCUCCUGGGCAGAACGUGUUGGGGGGGCCCCUCGGGAGGGGGUUCCUGGAGCGGAAGUACA
Molecule: messenger RNA, 8553 nt
Organism: Eptesicus fuscus (big brown bat)
Lineage: Eukaryota; Metazoa; Chordata; Mammalia; Chiroptera; Vespertilionidae
Gene: BAHCC1
Product: BAH domain and coiled-coil containing 1
Molecular function (GO): chromatin binding
Source: RefSeq, a predicted model, not a curated record